Messenger RNA from Botrytis porri, 741 nucleotides. RefSeq lists its product as uncharacterized. The transcript is spliced from 2 exons. Bases 1 to 741 code for a protein of 246 amino acids. The record is from RefSeq and is a predicted model, not a curated record. Lineage: Eukaryota; Fungi; Ascomycota; Leotiomycetes; Helotiales; Sclerotiniaceae.
AUGGCGGCGAUGAGCGGAGACACAGAGAUAGUACGAACUUCUUUGUAUCCGCCAUCAUGUUCAACUGUCGAUGAUGCAAACUUCAUAGAUAGGCCAUUUGUUCCUCAAGAAUCAUCCGCUAGGCGGUCUCUUUUGAAAGCGCAGAUGUCAAUAGGGAAUCUUGAAAUGUACAAAUACCUCGAAGAAUUCUUUCCAAGACCUGCACAGCGCCCCACCGAGAGUGUUCUUACGAGGCAUAUUGGUUUAGAAAAUUUUGAGAUAGUGAAGUAUAUCCUCGAUACAACAGGAGCUUUCUUUUCCGAGAAUGGAAGCGCCCACGGAGCAAAGCGUCAAGACAUCAUUUAUCUUCUACUUAAAUACGGUCUUGAUGCAAACUUCGCUCGCUUGGAUGAACACAAAUUGGAAUGGCUAGGAGAUAAACCUAUAUCUAAAGAAGCCCAGGCAAGAAACAAGCUACUUAUUCGCAAGUUCCUCGAUCGUGGAGCCAGUCUAUACCGGGUACAAACGGCCAAUAUUGCGCUGGAGUGGGUGGUAUCUAGAGAAGAUACGGUUAUGGUAGAGAUGCUUUUGGCUUCGGAAAUUGAUUUGGCCAGUUGCGGAGGAAGGAUAUUAAGAUUGGCUGUAUCCCUUGGUCUUGACUUGAUGGAAGACAUAUUGCAUGCGGAGUUCUUCAAUCUUUCAAUACUUCAAAGGGCGCUUUCAAACGUCAAAUUCAACGACAUGCGUUCCAAAGAAAUCUGA